This is a messenger RNA of Euleptes europaea (tarantolino), 3614 nucleotides long. RefSeq names its product WW and C2 domain containing 2 (gene WWC2). Gene Ontology annotation, molecular function: kinase binding; molecular adaptor activity. Gene Ontology annotation, cellular component: cytoplasm. NCBI's taxonomy places the organism in Eukaryota, Metazoa, Chordata, Lepidosauria, Squamata, Sphaerodactylidae. Bases 8 to 3580 code for a protein of 1190 amino acids. The record is from RefSeq and is a predicted model, not a curated record. The transcript has 23 exons. Gene Ontology annotation, biological process: regulation of DNA-templated transcription; cell migration; regulation of hippo signaling.
CGCCACCAUGCCUAGGAAAGCGGGGCAUGGGCAGCUCCCCUUACCCGAAGGCUGGGAGGAGGCGCGGGAUUACGACGGGAAGGUCUUCUACGUCGACCACAACGCCAAGCAGACCAGCUGGAUCGACCCCCGGGACAGGUUAACAAAGCCAUUAUCCUUUGCAGACUGUGUGGGAGAUGAGCUACCAUGGGGAUGGGAAGCUGCAUACGACCCUCAGAUUGGUGUCUACUAUAUCGACCACAUAAACCAAACUACACAGAUAGAAGAUCCGAGAAAACAAUGGAGACAAGAGCAAGAGAAAAUGUUAAAAGAUUAUCUUACAGUAGCACAAGACGCCCUAAGCACUCAAAAAGAACUGUAUCAUGUGAAAGAACAGAGACUGGCACUUGCUUUGGAUGAGUACGUGAGGUUGAAUGAUGCCUACAAGGAGAAGUCAAGCUCCCAUACAAGCUUAUUCUCAAGCUCCUCUUCUAGCACUAAGUAUGACCCUGACAUUCUGAAGGCGGAAAUCUCCACUACAAGAUUAAGGGUUAAAAAGCUGAAGAGGGAACUCUCACAGAUGAAGCAAGAAUUGCUGUAUAAAGAGCAAGGCUUUGAAACGCUGCAACAAAUUGACCAAAAAAUGUCUGGAGGCCAGAGUGGGUAUGAACUAAGUGAAGCCAAAGCCAUUGUGAAUGAGCUGAAGUCUAUCAGAAAGGCCAUAAGCUCAGGCGAGAAAGAGAAGCAGGAUUUAAUGCAGAGUCUUGCAAAGCUGAGAGGAAGAUUCCUGUUUGACCAAACUAUUGGCAGAUCUGAACCAGAUCUGAGUCGCAGCCCAGCGCACUCUCAGCUCUCCCUUUCUAGGCAGACUUUGGAUGCAGGUUCACAGACAGACAUUUCUGGCGAUGUUGGCAUCAGAAAUAAGUCCAAUUUAGCUGAAAAGGUCAGGCUGAGUCUUCAAUAUGAAGAAGCCAAAAGAAGCAUGGCCAACCUAAAGAUUGAACUGUCUAAGUUAGAAAGUGAAACUUGGCCUGGGGCCCUGGACAUUGAGAAGGAAAAGCUGAUGCUGAUUAAUGAAAAGGAAGAGCUUCUAAAAGAACUUCAAUUUGUCACCCCAUGUAAACGCACUCAAGAUGAAUUGGAACAUCUGGAAACAGAAAGGAAAAGGCUGGAAGAGGAGCUGUCUGUGAAAAGCACACCUACUGAUGCCCUUACAGAACGGUUAAAACUGGAAGAAAGAAGGAAGACCUUGGUUAAAAAACUUGAAGAAACCACUAAACUAACUACUUAUUUGCAUUUGCAGCUUAAAAGUCUUUCUGCCAGUACAUUGUCUGUAUCUUCCGGGAGCAGUCUGGGGUCCCUGGCGUCCAGUCGCGGGUCUCUGAACACAUCUAGCAGGGGAUCACUGAAUUCCCUUAGCUCAACAGACCUGUAUUAUAACCAAGGCGAUCAAACCUCAGAUUUGGACUAUCAGUUUAAACUGGACUUCAUAUUGCAAGAGAAAUGUGGUUACGUUCCAUCAGGCCCUAUCACUACAAUACAUGAAAACGAGGUGGUCAACUCCCACGGGAGAACGGGUUAUAGUGAUUCUUCGGGCUCUUCGGCAGCAAGCUACGCCCCCAAAUUAACGGAACCUCCAAAAUCAGUGACAUCCUUGUCUUCAAGAUCCUCCCUUUCCUCCUUGUCCCCUCCUGGAUCACCUUUGGUUUUGGAAGGUGCCUUCUCAGUGCCACCUCAAGACUCUCCAUUGCACCACCUCACUGCAGACUUUGAGGACUGCGAUUUGCCGAGUGAUUUCGCGGGCCUUAGCCUCUGUGAGAACCAAAUGUUGUUGGACUCCGAAACCAGGACAUCUCAGUCUCUUACAGAUGAUAAAGACCUUAGUGAAAACGCUAGACAGACCGCAUCACCUUCAAGAAGUGCAGGUGUUGACUUACCAAGAAGAACAGUAGGUCACCUGCUUGAGGAGAAGGCGGGGUGUGUAUCGGCUGCAGUGUCCGAUGAGUCCGUGGCUGGAGAUAGUGGUGUAUACGAAGCAUCUGUAAAACAAACAAAUGACAGUGAAGAGGCUGCGUAUUGUGAAGAUGAUGCCACAAUUCUAGAAACUGCUCAAGUACAGAUAGGGCUCAGAUACGAUACGAACAGUUCAAGUUUUGUGAUUAUUGUGGUGCAGUUACAAAACCUGGGUUCCCUUUCUGUAUCCCCUGGCUCCAAAGUGUAUUUUAGAGUUGCAGUCCUCCCUUCUUCAGCUGACAUCAGCUGUCUGUUCCGCACAAAAGUCCAUCCUGCUGCUGAAACUCUUGUGUUUAGUGAGAUGUUCAGAGUUGCCAUUUCCCAAGCAUCUUUGCAUCAGAAGACUUUGAGAGUGGAUAUUUGCUCAGUCAGUAAGACUUGUCGAGAAGAAUGCCUGGCUGGAACUCAGAUAAGUCUGGCAGAUUUGUCAUUUUCAAAUGAGACUUCUACUCUGUGGUAUAACUUGCUGGCUUGUAAGCAGGUUCCUGGCAAAAAGAACAAGGAGCCAAAGGAGGAUCCUGUAUUUUUUCCAGACAGUCAGUUAUCAGGCAACUUGGACUUGGAUGCUGUGUCAGCAUUGCUAGAAAGAACUUCAGCCGAGCUGGAAGCAGUAGAGCAAGAGCUGGCGGAAGAAGAGGAAGAAGAGGAGGAAGAGAAGGAAGUGCAGGAGUCUCAGAGCGCUGAGCAAGAAUGGCUAGGAAUCCUAGCAGAGAUAUCCAGCAAGACUGCGACCGAAGAAGAGGACCACGUGAAAGGAACAGAGGGAGGUGCCUGUGCAGAAGAUGACAGCUUCUGCUCCCAGUUGGGACAAGCGAAUGAAGUCAAGGAAGAAGAAGAUGGCCGCCCUGCAGAUGUGUGUUGCAACGAGCUAGCGACAGUAUCGCCCACGCUGGUUGACAAAGAAACUAACACAGAGGAUAAGAGUGAGCGCGUGGUUGUCCGGCCCAAGGACAGAGCCAGCCUGAAGUCUCAGCAGCAGCAUCCCUUUGUCAGGAACAGCAUGAUCGUCCGCUCACAAACCUUCUCUCCAGGAGAGCGGAACCAGUACAUCUGUAGGCUGAAUCGGAGUGACAGUGACAGCUCAACAUUGGCCAAAAAGUCCCUCUUUGUGAGAAAUGCCACAGAACGGCGGAGCUUGAGAAUCAAAAGGCCUGCUUGUCAGCCUAACAUGCGAAGAGCAACACAAGAAUGCCCUGUCCGUACCUCCCUCGACUUGGAGCUGGAUCUCCAGGCUUCUCGGACUCGACAGAGCCGCCUAAACGAUGAACUGGAAACACUGCGUGAACUUAAACUGAAGCUUGAGGAGAUGAAAGCGAGAGGGGAGACAGAGCUUCCUCCGUGUGUGCUGGAGGAUGAAAGAUUCCAGAAGAUCUUGAAACAAGCUGAAAAGCAGGCUGAACAAUCAAAGGAGGAAAAAAAACGGGGCUUAAGUGCUGAAAAAUUGAUGAGGAAAGCUUCGAAGGAUGUAUGCCGAUUGCGAGAGCAGAGCCAGAAGGUGCCGCUACAAGUGCAAUCAUUUCGGGAGAAGAUUGCAUACUUUACAAGAGCAAAAAUCAGCAUACCUUCGCUACCGGCUGAUGAUGUCUAACAGUUCCCCCGCCCCCAUCUCCACAAGGUGUUUU